AUGGAGUACCGCAACGAGACUGGAGUAACAUGGUGGGAGCAUCAUACGCCAACAGAGGAUGUCACCAAACACCUGUGCCCAGAUCUGGUUGCUUUCCUGAAACUAGCCUACACAUUUCGAGCCGACACGCACGAUAACAUCUCAUUCUUUUACUGGCUUGACGACCUGACUCACCCAUCUUUGCUGUUCACGACAUGGCUUGAGGACGACUACCCUCAUCGGUUCGUCUGGCUGUACCAGCAUAGCGGUUACAGCUCUGGAGAUGAGGUAGGGAUUGUAUACGAUCAAGAACGAUCAUUAGCAGCGUUUGUCGGCCACACCGACGAUUUAUACGGGAUGUGUACACACGGAUGGGGAUUUAAGCCCUUAGAGAUCAUCCUUUCCGCCUAUCUCGAUAUGAUAGAGGAAGGGAAGGUAUCCACAACUGACCAUAUCGUGCAAACCUGGGAAGGACCUCCGGAUCCUAUAUCACAAUGGAUGAUGCGACCAUACACCCAAGCAGACGUCGAAAAGGCCGUAUCUGCAAUGAUGGGGCUUGUGGCAGCCAUAAAAUCCAGAUUACCUAUCCACCCCUCGCUCUCGUCGAACACAUGGUCUGACUUCGAGGCGGCUGCGGCCCAUAUCCCUUCUAAUACAUUCAUUUUCGAGUUUUUGAAAGGAAUCUCAACCAUGCAGAUUCCCUUUCAUUAUCUUGCGCCUGGAAUCCGGUUGCCCAGCCCUGCUGAAUUUGGUAAACAACCGUUCCUCCCUUCCAACUUGUCAAAGGACCAGGACUACCCUCUCGAAUCCCCGUUAUUAUUAUUUUACAAGGAUGGCGCGAAAACCACAAAUCGCGGUGUUCCUCUUCUCCCAGAAUCACCAACGAUACCAACUACCCCAGCAGGGCUCUAUAUGUCAUCGAUUCAAUAUCCCUCUAAUCGCGAGUUUUCUAAUGGCUGCUACCUACUUCUUCCUUUUAAUAUUGGCCAGUACGGCUGGGCAUGCACAAGCGACAACCAGCAGAUGGGCGUGGAUGCUUGUGAUACUGUACCGAAGCCGAAAGAUAUGCAUGAUGAUCUUUACCAGUCUGGAUAUAAUGGCUUCGUGGAUCUGCGGCAUGUACAACUACACAAGGUACUACAGAAUUGGGCAUCAAACAUUGAAAACGGUCACUGGGAAGUUGGUGAGGAUGGUGUAGUCGGUGGAAUCGAAAAGUUCAAGGAGGCCGAUACUGAGGAUCACUGGGAGAAAUACUGGGUACCACCGAGCUGGUAA
This is a messenger RNA of Aspergillus nomiae NRRL 13137, 1254 nucleotides long. RefSeq lists its product as uncharacterized. The record is from RefSeq and is a predicted model, not a curated record. Bases 1 to 1254 code for a protein of 417 amino acids. NCBI's taxonomy places the organism in Eukaryota, Fungi, Ascomycota, Eurotiomycetes, Eurotiales, Aspergillaceae. The transcript is spliced from 3 exons.